Trematosphaeria pertusa is the source of this 5016-nucleotide messenger RNA. RefSeq lists its product as uncharacterized. Gene Ontology annotation, molecular function: structural constituent of nuclear pore. Gene Ontology annotation, biological process: nuclear pore organization. The transcript is spliced from 3 exons. Gene Ontology annotation, cellular component: nuclear pore; nuclear pore inner ring. The coding region runs from base 1 to 5016 and encodes 1671 amino acids. The record is from RefSeq and is a predicted model, not a curated record. Lineage: Eukaryota; Fungi; Ascomycota; Dothideomycetes; Pleosporales; Trematosphaeriaceae.
AUGGCUGAAGACGACAGCCUGUCCGCCCUCGAGGGCCUGCACCGCGACCUCUGCGCCCUCAUUGACCAGCGGCUGCCCGCCCUCGACCGCCUGCUGCAGAACCUGGAGGCCCACCUGGACGACUUCAAGGCGCUGGUGGACAAGAAGCCCAAGAGCAACGAGAGCAGAAAUGCCCUGAGCGCGGGCAAGAUCAAGAUUGGCGACGACGAGUACGAGGUCAACGAUGAGUUCAAGCAGCAGACGCUCGAGAUGGCCGAGGCGCUGGAUCUCGACGAGCUGGAGGCUGCCGCCUUCUUCAUGGGCGCGCAGAAAGAGGCGCAGGAGCUCGACCGCUCGCAGCUCCAGACGGCCGUCAUCCGCUUCCACCGCCGCCGCGAAUACGUCCUGCUCUGUCUGCGCAUUCUGAUGCAGGCCGCCAUGGACAAUGACGAGACGGAGCUGCCUGGGCUGCCAUCGCUGCAAAUGGCAGUCCAGAUCAUCCUCGACAUCGUGGGGACCAACAACUUUGCGUCGGCGUACAGAUUCUGGGGGCAAUGCCUGGACAGCAUGGGUGCGAUCGAAAAGUGGCUGCAAAACAUCGCAGAGCGGCUGCAGAGCGCACAGGUGGUUGGCCAGGCACCACUCCCCGGCUUCGUCGAGAUCAUGACCUUUCAGCGCCAGAGUCUCACCCGGCAGCACGAGAAUCUGGCCGCGAUUUGCACCCACAUGGUCAAGCCGGGAUUCGCCAGCAUGGAUAACCUCCGGGCUCUUCUGGCCAAAACCAGGACCAUCGAUAAGCACGACCUCAUCACCAUCCACUACGUUCCGAUGCUCAUCCGGCUGCUAUCGUUCAUCGCUUCAGAAACGAACACGCUCACCAAAGAUGCGAGGGCGCUAAACGAUUCGCUCCUGGCAGGACGCGAAAGUGACAACUGGGCCCUGCGGAACCUGCAUGCCGCUACGUUGACAUGGUGGCUGGCCGAAUACAGCGGCAGGUACAUGGACCCCAACUUCCAGGACGCCGACCUCCAGAACAUCGACUUUGACAAAGAGGCAAAUGCGCGGUCGGAGGCCUUUCUCAAAGCUUUGAACGAUGGAGCGUUCCAUUUCAUGCUCUCCUUUAGCCAGGAUGUCCGCCCUACGCGCUGGUAUGACCCACAGAAGACUAGCAUGAUAUCUUCCUUGCUACAAGACACCGCUGUCUUGACCCCCGAGUCUGCGCAGCCAGAGGAGUUUUUCAAAGUGCUCAUCAUGGAGCAAGUGCAGACAUUCGUUGAUUCCUUCAUUACGAACAUGCCGGACACGCUGCGGAGGCUGAAAGUGGAAGAGGACGACCAGCGUAGACGACUGCAGUUGCACUUCCAGCGUUCUUCGGGCGAGUAUCCCCUGCACCUGGAGAGGUUUCUCGUCAUCGUUGCGUAUGCUUUCGAUGGGUUUCCGAACGCAGCCGAGGAUUUCUGGUCAGAUAAGGAGAGCAACCUCUAUGGCUUCUUGCAGUGGGCCGCGAAGCGCCAGCCUACUCCGCGCAUAGCCAUGUUCUGUGAGAUGCUACGUGCGAUUUCGACCGGAAAUUCGAAUGCAGAUUCGGCGCACCGAUUCUUGUUAGAAGAAGGCGCAUCUUCAUCGGGCAAGAUCCGGCGGACCAGCUCUCUUAGCUACACCCAUAUUUUCAACGAACUGAUCGAAUUUCAGACCAACAUCCACGAGCCGAAGAAGGCCAUCCAGGGCGGCAUCUACCCACCUACCCAGAAUCCCGUGGAUCAGAUCGUUGAGCCUGAAAGCGCAACGAUGCUUGAAAGCUACCUCCGUUUGCUUGCACAUCUCUGCAGAGAAAGCUUGACUGCUCGGAACUGGCUAUUGGACUCUCAGGACUACAACUUGGCGGGUAUCUGUUUCGGUCUAUGCACAGACAAGGUGGAAAGCGGCCUACGAGCGGCCGCGUUUGAUGCUGUCUCGGCACUACUGGUCGGCAAAGACACCUUGCGGGCAAGCGCCGUCUGGAACAAUCUAGACGAUUGGACUGUCUCCGGCUUCUACGUGACCUCAAAGCAGAACAGCGUGCUGAGCCCAUUUCCGCGCGACGAGUUUUGGAUGACAUUGGCUGACGGCUUUGAUGAAUCGAUCGCCUUCAUCCGCCUGCUUCAAUCUCUCGUUGAACCAUACCCGGAAAAUGAGGGCCUCAACGACUGCAUUCCCUUCCCGGAAAGCCUUGGCUCGGCUCGAAGAAUGCCUGGGAUCGAGAAAUACGUCGACUUUGUUAUGCAACAAGUCUUCGCUGAGCGCAGCAUAGAGGUGCAAGAGCCACUGCAGCGCAAUGUAAUGAGGUGGACUUGCUUGCGGUUCAUGGCUACGUGCCUGCAGACAUUCAACGAGAACCUCGUCGUGUUUGCGAACAAGUCAAGCAUUCCAGUCGAUGCGGUCAUCGACCCCUCUUCUCUCGCCGUCUAUGUUACCCUCCACCCUUUUACGCGAGUCAUGGAAUGGUUGUUCAAUGACAAGGUCCUCAGGGCUUUUUUCGCAUCCUCUCAUCACGAUGUCAACGAAGUCGAUGCAGCCCCCACAGACUCACCAUUGGUACAGUCGCUAAUGCUAAGUAUCGAGGUCAUGGACCUGGUAAUGAGACUGCAGGCUACUUAUCUCGACAUUGUCCGACCUGUCCUCAAACAGCAGCCUGCGACUCAACAUACUCCCGUCUCAAACCUCUCUCUCGCCUCUUUUGAGGACGCCAUUCUGAACAACCUUCAGAUAAUUGUUGACCUCGGUCUAUAUUGCGGCACUGGUCACGAAGCGCUCACUAUUGCGUCACUGCAGUUGCUUGAGAAAAUGGCAUCAUCCCGAAAGCUCGCUGUAUCGCCCGCCGGCUUUGGCCAGCGGUCCGGCCGUAGCAAGAUUGUGGGCAUACUGGAGAAGGAUAACGAGUGCGAGCGGAUUGGACGCUCACUCUCAAGUCUGAUGAAGUUCAGCAACGAAGAGCUUGAAGCCGAACAAGAGGCGUCGGGCUAUGUCAUCAAGAUCAAGAUCUUGGACUUCCUCAACAGCUGUCUGGCCGCGGUGUCCCAGAGACCCACCAUUGCGCACAUCCUUCUUGGUUUCUCAUGCGGCAGCACCACAGUUCGCAUUGCAGAUGACAGUUUAUGGGCAAACGGAAGCUCUCUAUUCCAUGCCAUCCUCGUGCUGGCCGUGAAAUAUCCUGACAACGAUGGAGUGGCAUUUAGCUCAUGGACUUCGGCCGUCAAGACUGGGUGCUGGAGCGUCUUGCAGAGACUGUGGAGAUCUCCCCUCACCAGCGGACUUGUCAUGGAAGAGCUGCAAAUUAACGAACUACUCUUCAUAGAGGCGCCGUCCCUGAUUCCUAUCAAUUCCGACACUCUGUGGGAUGGAGUGUCACUUGCCCAAGGCCUUGAAGAGCUCGAAAGCAGAGAAGUAUCUAAGUUCUUCUCCGAAGGUCCCGCGCUGGCCUUACAAAAUUUCCUGCAACGGCGUGCCGCAUUCUUGGACUACGAAUCCAGAGAGUUGCGCCUGACCCUGAAAGAUGGGAUGCCCACUAUGAGAUCAAGAAUACAGUCUGUACUCCUCGGUACUACUGUUCGGCCUGGCGAAGACCCGGUCCCGAACGCCACCAUAUUCGACCUGUUCGAUUUUAUUGAGCUCAAUUACCCUGAACGAAGCGUACCAGACCAGCACAAAUUCUUUGAAGGAGUUAACCUGGCCACGUGCCAAGAGGAAAAGGACGGCGUGGUCGUUUACUCGCUUCCGUUGCUGGAACAGGUCAUGCUAUUGAAAAUGAAGUAUUGGAGGAAGGAUAAAGCGUUUAAAGACGAGCAAGAGGAGCUCCAGGCAUUGCAAGAGGCCGAUCUACUAAUAGCCAUCUUUACAGAUUGGAACCGACGCGCUCAGCUAAUCCGCUAUCACAAGGAUAUCUUACAGUCCUGGGUCCAGUUACUGAUGGUAACGCUUCACGCAUGCGAUUUCGACGUCGGCUCGCGGACUUCCUUUGUCCUCCAGACCCUUCAGGUCAUCCUACCUAAGCUUGAGCUUUCGUAUAACGCCGACUUAUAUACCGCCCUGCAGCUCGCCAGCCUCGCAGAGGCGCUCAUUCGGAAAAUCGACUUUGAGUCUACGGCCUUCGAAAAGACAAGAAACGGAGACUUCGCGAACGAUCGACUCUCUCAGCUUUUCCGCGCUGCGCUCGUCGGAAUCUACAGCGCGAUUUCCACCACGGAGCUUAGGGAGUACUGUUACCAGAUCUGCUUCCGCUACGUCCAGGGUACCUUCGAGAAAGCAACCAAAGGCUCUCUCCUUGGACGCCACACUCUCAACACAGUGAAGAACUGCGGCAGCCAUCUUCUCGAGGUAAUAUGCGACGACGCCUAUGGCGGGCAAGGGACUUGCAAAGUAUCCGCGCUUUUGCUCCUCAGCGCCCUGGUCACCGUCGCCGCGCGGCAGGAGUCCAAAUACAUCCUAGAGUCCUUCGUCUCGCUAAACUUCGUCGGCGUCCUCGUCGACAACAUCAAACACAUCCCCUCGGAACUCAAAGCUGCCGCGGCGCCCCAAAUACCCCUCCUCCUCUCCUACUACGACGCCUCACUCGCGCUCAUGCUCCGCGUUUGCCAGACCCGGCUCGGCGCCGCCUACGUCCUCAACGCAGGCCUCUUCCCCGCCGUCCGCGAAUCCCGCAUCUUCGACAUCGACCCAGACAUCGGCCUCGAAUUCGACAACCCCAACGCGCUUAAGAAGUACUACGAGCUCAUGCUCGCUGUGCUGCGCGUUAUCAACGCGGCGGUGAUUGCGAGGGGGAGACAGAAUGAUCAGACAGUGUUCCAGGGGAGGGAGUUUUUGAAGGAGAGUAGGCAGAGCAUGGUGGCGAUUUUCAAGAGGAGUGUUAAUGUGGGCGCGGGGCUGGGUGGGGAUGCAAGGAUGGCGCAAGAUUUGAGUGAGUUAGUGGAUUGUUUUACUGUGUUGGUGGAGAUUACAGGCUUUUUGGAGUAUGAAGAUUCUUCGACCUUGAAGACGAAGCGCGCGAAUAUGUUCUCGUAG